UGCGAGGGGGGGAGGGGAGGCAGGCAGCGCGCACUCGCGCGUGCGUGAGCUGGCGCGCGAGAAAGCGCCCGGUCGCGCCGAGGCUCGAGCGGCCGUCGCCAUUUUGUAGGGUUCUCUCUGACGCGGGACCCGCCGCCACCGCCGGCACCACCCGGAGGCUCUUGUCAGGAUGGUGAAGCUGUUCAUCGGAAAUCUGCCCCGGGAGGCCACAGAGCAGGAGAUCCGCUCACUCUUCGAGCAGUACGGGAAGGUGCUGGAAUGUGACAUCAUUAAGAACUAUGGCUUUGUGCACAUAGAGGACAAGACGGCCGCUGAGGAUGCCAUACGCAACCUGCACCACUACAAGCUGCACGGAGUGAACAUCAAUGUGGAAGCCAGCAAGAAUAAGAGCAAAGCUUCAACCAAGUUACAUGUGGGCAACAUCAGUCCCACUUGUACCAACCAAGAGCUUCGGGCCAAGUUUGAGGAGUAUGGCCCAGUCAUCGAAUGUGACAUCGUGAAAGAUUAUGCCUUUGUACACAUGGAGCGGGCAGAGGAUGCAGUGGAGGCCAUCAGGGGCCUUGACAACACAGAGUUUCAAGGCAAACGGAUGCACGUGCAGUUGUCAACUAGCCGACUUCGGACUGCCCCUGGGAUGGGAGACCAGAGUGGUUGCUAUCGGUGUGGCAAAGAAGGACACUGGUCCAAAGAGUGCCCAGUAGACCGCACAGGGCGUGUGGCAGACUUUACUGAGCAGUACAAUGAACAGUAUGGAGCAGUGCGCACGCCCUAUACUAUGGGUUAUGGGGAAUCCAUGUAUUACAACGAUGCCUAUGGAGCACUUGACUACUAUAAGCGCUAUCGAGUCCGAUCUUACGAAGCUGUGCAGCAGCAGCUGCAGCUUCCGCAUACAAUUAUGCAGAGCAGACCAUGCCUCAUCUUCCUCAAGUUCAGAGCUCAGCUGUACCGAGUCACCUCAACUCAACUUCUGUUGAUCCCUAUGACAGACACCUAUUGCAAAACUCUGGCUCUGCUGCCACCUCAGCUGCAAUGGCUGCCGCUGCCUCCUCUUCCUCCUAUUAUGGAAGGGACAGGAGCCCACUACGUCGGAAUGCAGCUGUGCUCCCCACAGUUGGAGAGGGCUACGGUUAUGGGCCAGAGAGCGAGAUGUCUCAGGCUUCAGCAGCAACACGGAAUUCUCUGUAUGACAUGGCCCGGUAUGAUCGGGAGCAGUAUGUGGACCGAGCACGGUACUCAGCCUUUUAAAAACUGGAGGUAGGAUAAUUGCGGACUGAACCCUCGGGCUGCGGUCAUAUAUGAGAACUUGGUCCUCGCGGUUCCCUUUGCCGGGAUGUUUCCAUUGCUUCAUGUUUCAGUAAACAAAGGAAUUUGUGACCAACUAUGUUUUCUUUCUUAAUUUAAUUCUUCUAAGUUGACUUUUCUUUUCCUCGAUGCUAGUUGUCUGUAGCCUUUAUUGUUCCUUAUAUUCUCAGCCUCUGAGCAGCCCUAGGUAAGGACUAUGCUGGCACCCCUUUAUCCUGUACAGUGGAGCCCCUCAAUCUUGCUUUCCUUUGGAGUUAAGCCCUUCCUUCUCCUUUCCCUUUAAAACAACCAUGUAGUGGCAAGCAGCCUUUACUCUUCUGUUAGUUCUGGACUCUUACCAUUGAAGUUAGUCUUCUGAAGUUGCUAGGACCAUUGGGGUUUUGUUAUUUUGUUUUGUUUCUUUGUUUUGUCUGACCUGUGAUCGUGGCACAGCAUUAGCUGAAAUUUAACCUUGUUUUAUUCCACUCCUCCCACCUUUUUUUUUUUGGACAAAUAAAUGUUUCUAACACUUAAUCUUUU
This is a messenger RNA of Acomys russatus (golden spiny mouse), 1821 nucleotides long. RefSeq names its product RNA-binding protein 4B-like. Gene Ontology annotation, biological process: mRNA splicing, via spliceosome. NCBI's taxonomy places the organism in Eukaryota, Metazoa, Chordata, Mammalia, Rodentia, Muridae. Gene Ontology annotation, molecular function: zinc ion binding; RNA binding. Gene Ontology annotation, cellular component: nuclear speck. The record is from RefSeq and is a predicted model, not a curated record.